Molecule: messenger RNA, 929 nt
Organism: Maylandia zebra (zebra mbuna)
Lineage: Eukaryota; Metazoa; Chordata; Actinopteri; Cichliformes; Cichlidae
Source: RefSeq, a predicted model, not a curated record
AGCAACAGUUAGCUUUGCGUUUGAUGUUGUGAUUAAAGGUCGCCGGAAAGCAAAAUGUCGGAGCAAACGAUAACUAUGACAGUCGCAUACGGAUCCUCUAAGCACAGCAUCACGCUAACAGGACAUGAGGAUGGAAAAGGACCCACUGUUAAAGACCUGUCAGAUGCUCUCGCUCAAGCCACCGGAGUCCCACCUGCCUCUCAGAAACUUAUCUUUAAAGGGAAGUCACUGAAAGACAUGGAAGAGAGCCUUUCCAGCUAUGGAAUAAAAGAAGGCUGCAAACUCAUGAUGAUUGGAAAGAGGAACAGCCCAGAGGAAGAAGCUGAACUGAGGAAACUCAAAGACAUUGAGAAAUGUGUGGAGCAGAUGGCCAAGAAGCUGGAGAAGGUAGACGGGGAGUUGACUGGACUGAAAAAUGGCUUUCUCGCCAAAGAUCUCCAGGCAGAGGCCUUGGGUAAACUAGACCACAGAGUAAAAAUAGCAGCUGAGCAGUUCAUGAAGAUCUUGGAGGAGAUAGAUGCUAUGAGUGUUCCAGAAAAUUUCAAUGACUGCAGAAUGAAGAAAAAAGGACUAAUAAAAACAGUGCAGGAUUUCCUCGCCCAGUGCGACAAAAUCGAGGCUUGUAUAUCAGACCAUCUAUCAAAGAUCCAGUCAAAAAACCUGGCUUUGGCAGAAUAGUGCAGUCUCUUUAGUCACUUAUUCUAUACAUUGCUCUGUGAGCAAUGGCAAAGUGUGCAGAAAGCUUCACGUGUGAAGCAGAUCCUGGUUUAUUUAUUGCUGGUGUGAAGCAAAUGAUCAAGUGGAAAGAAGGAUGCUGGUUAUCAGGAACGAUGUUGGAUACGUAACACAAGCAAAUCCUCUUGGUUCAAGACAGAUACAAAGUGCCGACUGAGAAACUUUGACCAUGAACUUGCAGGAAAUGGAUCACA